AUGGCGUCGUCGGAGCAGUUAGUGUCUGGAAGUGGUGGGCCGAAAUACGUGCAAAUGCAAUCGGAGCCGUUAACGUCGAUGAUGUCGUCGUUUUUCUCGUUUCAUCAUAUUGAAGGCACUGAGACAACUCGAAUUUUCGAUGAGUUGCCCAGGGCCGCCAUCGUUCAGGUUUCGCGUCCAGACGCCGGCGAUAUCAGCCCUAUGCUUCUCACUUACACCAUUGAAUUCCAAUACAAACAGUUCAAGUGGCAAUUAGUGAAGAAAGCUUCACAAGUGUUUUAUUUACACUUUGCACUGAAGAGACGUGCAUUUAUUGAGGAAAUUCAUGAGAAGCAGGAGCAGGUUAAAGAAUGGUUUCAAAACCUUGGCAUAGGGGAUCCUACAGCAAUGGUGCAAGACGAUGAUGAACCUGAUGAUGAGACUGUUCCAUUACGCCAUGAGGAAAGUCUUAGAAACAGAGAUGUUCCAUCUAUUGCUGCUCUGCCAAUCAUUCGGCCAGCCCUGGGAAGGCAGCACUCCAUGUCAGACCGAGCAAAGAUAGAAAUGCAGGGAUAUUUGAAUCACUUUCUUGAAAACAUGGAUAUUGUGAAUUCCCGAGAGGUUUGCAAAUUUAUGGAGGUUUCCAAGUUAUCAUUUGCACCGGAGUAUGGUCCCAAGCUAAAGGAAGACUUUGUGAUGGUGAAGCAUUUACCAAAAAUUCCAAAUGAUGAUGAUAGAAGGUGUUGUGCAUGCCAUUGGUUCAGUUGCUGUAAGGACAACUGGCAAAAGGUUUGGGCUGUAUUGAAACCUGGAUUCUUGGCCCUGCUAAAAGAUCCUUUCGAUGCCAAGCCCUUGGAUAUAGUUGUUUUUGAUGUACUACCAGCUUCAGAUGGGAAUGGAGAGGGUCGAGUAUCACUAGCAAUAGAAAUAAGGGACCGCAACCCUUUACGCCACUCAUUUAAGGUGUCUUGUGGAACCCGUAGCAUAAAGUUAAGAACCAAAAGUAAUGUUAAAGUUAAAGACUGGGUUGCUGCAAUUAAUGACGCUGGUCUUCGACCUCCUGAGGGUUGGUGCCACCCUCACCGCUUUGGUUCUUUUGCUCCUCCACGAGGUUUGAUGGAAGACGGUAGUCAGGCUCAGUGGUUUGUAGAUGGUCGAGCGGCAUUUGAAGCUAUUGCUUUAGCAAUCGAGGAUGCAAAAUCAGAGAUAUUUAUUUGUGGCUGGUGGCUGUGCCCAGAAUUAUAUCUACGACGUCCAUUUGAUGCUCAUGGAUCCUCACGGCUCGAUAGUUUGCUGGAAGCAAAGGCCAACCAAGGUGUUCAGAUUUACAUUCUUCUGUACAAAGAGGUUGCUCUUGCUCUGAAAAUCAACAGUGUGUAUAGUAAGAGAAAGCUUCUUGGCAUCCAUGAGAAUGUCAGAGUUCUUCGUUACCCUGACCAUUUCUCUAGUGGUGUCUAUUUAUGGUCCCACCAUGAAAAACUUGUAAUUGUUGAUUACCAUAUUUGCUUUAUUGGAGGACUAGAUCUAUGCUUUGGCCGUUAUGACUCAUUUGAACAUAAAGUGGGUGAUCACCCUCCUCUGAUAUGGCCUGGAAAAGACUAUUAUAACCCGAGGGAAUCGGAACCAAAUUCUUGGGAAGAUACUAUGAAAGAUGAAUUAGAUCGUGAAAAAUAUCCACGCAUGCCAUGGCAUGAUGUUCACUGUGCUCUUUGGGGACCACCUUGCCGUGAUGUUGCUAGGCACUUUGUUCAGCGCUGGAACUAUGCUAAGAGAAAUAAAGCUCCAAAUGAGCAAGCAAUACCACUACUCAUGCCUCACCAUCAUAUGGUUAUUCCACACUACAUGGGAGUAAGCGAGGAGAUGGAGGUUGAAUAUAAGAAUGGUGGAGACUAUUAUAAAGAUCUCAAAAGACAGGAUUCCUUUUCUGGUCGAUCAUCUUUUCAAGAUAUCCCGCUGCUGAUGCCUCAAGAGGCUGAAGGGAUGGAUGCGUCCUAUGGAGAACCCAGAUUAAAUGGUAUGGAUAUGCCUCAUGAUUAUUCUCAUCAGCCAAGCAAAGCCAGCAGAAGCCCUUUCUCUUUCCGGAAACCAAAGAUUGAACCUGUUACUGCAGAUAUGCCACUGAAAGGCUUUGUAGAUGAUCAUGGCACCUCAGAUUUUAUGCGGGGAUUGCCUUCAGAGCCUGGCAUGAAAAGCUCAGGUAAAGAAUGGUGGGAGACACAAGAGCGAGGUGAUCUGGUUGUAUCUGCUGAUGAAACGGGUCAAGUUGGUCCUUGUGUUCCAUGUCACUGUCAGAUUUUAAGGAGUGUCAGUCAGUGGUCCGCUGGAACCAGCCAAAUUGAAGAGAGCAUUCACCAUGCUUAUUGUUCGCUUAUUGAAAAAGCAGAACACUUGGUAUAUAUUGAGAAUCAGUUCUUCAUCUCAGGCCUUUCUGGUGAUGAAAUAAUACGGAACCGCGUCUUAGAAACAUUAUACAGGCGAAUCAUGCGAGCAUACAAUGACAACAAGUGCUUCAGGGUUAUUAUUGUCAUACCACUCCUACCUGGGUUUCAGGGUGGUCUGGAUGAUGGUGGUGCAGCAUCCGUGAGAGCCAUUCUACAUUGGCAAUAUCGAACAAUAUGCAGAGGACAAAAUUCAAUAUUGCAUAAUCUCAACAAUCUUAUUGGUCCUAGGAUGCAUGAUUAUAUAUCUUUCUAUGGCCUCAGAGCUUAUGAUAGACUUUAUGAUGGUGGGCCUGUGGCCUCCAGUCAGGUGUAUGUGCAUAGCAAGGUCAUGAUAAUUGAUGACUGUAUCGUUUUGAUUGGAUCAGCCAAUAUUAAUGACAGAAGUUUGCUUGGUUCAAGAGAUUCUGAGAUCGCUGUGCUUAUUGAAGACAAAGAAUUCGUCAAUUCAUCUAUGGGGGGCAAGCCAUGGAAGGCGGGGAAAUUUGCUUUGAGCCUUCGCCAAUCACUAUGGUCUGAACACCUUGGUCUUCGUGGUGGAGAGAUUAGUCUAAUAAAUGACCCGGUGGUGGACACAACGUACAAAGAUAUAUGGAUGGCAACCGCAAAGACAAAUACCAUGAUCCACCAAGAUGUCUUUUCUUGCAUUCCCAACGAUCUCAUACAUUCUCGAGCAUCACUCAGACAAUGCAUGACCUCCUGGAAGGAAAAAAUUGGACACACUACUAUAGACUUAGGAAUAGCCCCUGAGAAGCUCGAAUCCUAUCAAGAUGGAGAUAUCAAGGGCACUGAUCCAAUGGAGAGAUUAGAGUCAGUGAAGGGGCAUCUUGUUUCUUUCCCGUUGCAGUUUAUGUGUGAAGAAGAUUUAAGACCCGUGUUCAAUGAAAGCGAGUACUAUGCAUCAGCUCAGGUGUUUCAUUGAGUAUGACUUUUAUAGACUAUCCCAUGUUUUACUACCAGCUAUGUAGCUCAUGCAAAUUUCCUGCUUCAAGAGGUAAAAAGUCCCAAUGGGGGGAACAUCUAUUUAAUUCCUUUUUCCGCUUUGAGUUGGGGGGAAAGUGCUAAUGUGUGUAUGUGGGUAUGUGUUUUAUUUUUUGGUGGAGGAUGGGGUAAACCCCAAGAAAGAAACUGAACCUCAGGAGGAAAAAGAAAGAGAAACUGUUUCACAGUGACUGAUAUAGGGCCCGCAUGUUUGUGUAUUUUGUCAACAAGCAGGGUUGGUAUUGACAUGAAAAAAAAAAGAUAAAUAUCCAGAACAGCCACGAAAUUUUUUCCUAUUUACAUUAGGAAAUCGAAACUUUUUGAUUGUACGUCGGAAAUUUCUUCGGCAGAGGAUGAUAUCCUUCCUGAGAACUUAUGUAACAUAUAUUUCAAGUAAAUCAUAUUGUAUAAGUCAUUUGUUCUGUCUUUUCCCAUUUACCUCUCCAGUAGUACU
Molecule: messenger RNA, 3852 nt
Organism: Ilex paraguariensis (yerba mate)
Lineage: Eukaryota; Viridiplantae; Streptophyta; Magnoliopsida; Aquifoliales; Aquifoliaceae
Source: the annotation of a GenBank genome assembly